GGAUAGUCACUAACCGGGUGUUAUCGGCAUGUCGUUUCAGUGAUAUCAACUUAAAACUGGUGAUGUAACGUUCUACCAAGGAAUAAAGAUCAGGGAAUUAUCCCUGAUGUAAGUUGAUCUAUUGUGUCUUUGGGAAUUACUUUUCACGGCCUUCUAUUGUCAAAUAUCGAGAAGUGGCAGAACAUUUCUGGAAAUAUCAAAAACAGGGUGUUACCUAGUACAUCGGGCGCCUUUUUUGGAAGUAUACUGUGAAUGUUAACCUAUGCUGGCAUAUUCAUAUGAGUGAUUGAGGAAUUUAUCAUUCUCAAGGAUUUGAAGAUAAACGGUGUUGGGAACAUGAAUGAGUGAUGUUUUCUACUUAUAAGCAAUUAUAACAUAAACUUUAAAAUUUAUGUAAGAUAACUCACUGGUAAAAAUGGAAACUAUUUUGAUGGUGUCAUUACUUUGUGUGUUUGCUACACUCCCGGAUCCUGCUACAUCGUACACACACGACAACGUGAAAGAUCUGCUUACAGACAUCUUCACGAUAAACUCGUACAACAAGAUGGUUCGACCUGCUGCAGAUCAAUCAUACCCAAUAAUUAUGUAUCUGAACUUAAAUCUCGUGGGAAUAACCGAUAUUGACGAGGUACAAGAAAAAAUGACAACCACGGCUUCCCUUGAGAUUUUUUGGAUUGAUGAGUAUAUGAUUUGGGAUCCGGCUGACUACAACGACACUGAUAUACUUUAUGUACCUCAGAAAAAUAUCUGGAAGCCAGAUAUUGCUUUGGACAAUGGCUUUACCAAACUAGAGGAACUUGGAGACGAUUUUUUAUUGACAAGAAUAUACCACGAUGGCACCGUGGAGUGGCGACCGUACGAUGUGUUUGAAACGAAAUGUUCUAUUGACAUAACAUACUUUCCCUUUGACAAACAAAAGUGCGACAUCAUAUUUGGAGUUUGGAUGAGCCCGCUGAGUGAUGUUGAUGUUGAGUUAGGAGGUAAAGGCAUUUUACUAGAUGCCUAUCAAUCUAACGGCGAAUGGGAUCUCCUGACAACGUCAGCUGUCGCUUCAGAAUCACUACUAGAUGGCGCUGUUGUCACCUUCUCUAUAACUGUAAAGAGAAAACCUCAAUACAUCCUUUACAAUGUAGUACUCCCCAUUAUAAUGUUGUCACUGCUAUCUGUGUUCGUUUUUGCUCUCCCUGUUGAUUCCGGCGAAAAGAUGGGUUAUAUAAUGACACUCUACCUAGCGUUUGCUGUCUUUCUAACAAUUGUAAGUGCGUCACUUCCGGUAAGUUCUUCCAUGUCCCUAUUGAGCUUAUACCUAAUAUUGCUUCUGAGUUUGGGAACUGCCACUGUUAUGAUUACGACACUGGAACUCAGAAUUCACUACCUCGACAAUUCCUACGAAAUACCAAAAUUCGCAAAAUGCCUUGUCCGUUCACGCCAAAGGAUGCGAUGCCGCAGAACGAGUAAGAAGAUACAUGACGCGGGUGAAAAUGAAGCUAGCAUUUCAAUCAUAAACAAUGCAACGUUAGAUUCUCCAAAAUCGGAAACUUCGAAACCGCCGCUUGUGAAAAAACUCGCAAAGCCGGACGUACCCAAGGAAGAGUUGACAUGGCCGGAUGUGACAUCAGCAAUCGAUUUCUACUGUUUUUGGUCGUUCUUGCUAGCUAACAUAUUAAUAACUGUUAUCAUUUUUGCAGACGGGUAUGUUAAGAGCGAACGUUAGGUUGUUUAUCAUGUUUACUGACAUUUCGGAAUGUUAUCCGGUAGACAAGAAAGCAUACAAGUCAUAUUAUGGUGACGAAUCUUAACACGAUUUAUAUUUGAUACAACAUCAUGUUUUUAUAUUGCUAAUCAUACAUUGUAUGGACAUAAUGUCAUCGUUGAAUCAGCACAAAAUUGCGAUGGUGUAACUGCUGUGCAUAUAAACAUGAACAUUUCUGCGUAUUUUGUACGUGAUGGUACCUAAUUGUACAAAAUAUUCUUUUUAUGUCAGGAUUUUCGUAAAACAACCAAUGAAUGUUUAUACGUGACUUUUCCGAUGACUUGGCAUACUAAAACGGUAUGUACACUGCCAUCUUCAUCAGAUAAAUCACCUGGGCAGCACGUGUACGAAAUCCCAAGAUCGAUGUCGAUUUCGGCUAUGCUGCAGUGUACAAAGUCAUGAUAUGCUGUAGUAUUAUAAUUUGUCCGAAAUGACUCGAUUCUGGUGUUCUUUGCCUAAUACCUGGUCAUAUGAUACGUACAUUUUUAGUAUUACGUGUACAUACCCGAAUAUGUGUUCUUGACUUUGUACUUCAUUAGAUACAUGUACAUGUCUCUAUGUUAGAAUAUGUUAAAAACUUACUGCUUAUCAACGAAGAUGUACCAUAAAGAUAAAACUUAAUCGCUAAAAUAAGAAUUUUAGACCGGGAAAUCGCAAAAAUUAAACCCGCUGAUUCCCGAUCCUUGAAUUUUAACGUUAAGAUGGUAUGCUUUACACUCGCUAAAAAGAAACAACUUGCGUCUGAUUAUACAGUACAUAUACGUAUACCCACUUUCUCGCUCUGUCUCGCUCUCCCUUCCUCUUCUUAUUUCUCUCCUUCCCCCUUCUCUCUCUCUCUCAUAAAUUAAAUGUACAAUGUAUGAAAAUUGCAUGAUAUAGUGUAUUUUGUAUACUAUUGCGGAAAGGGGAAUUAUUAAGCUGCAGUAACUUUAAUCCAAUCUUUUUGUUAAACCUCUUGCAAUAAAAUAUGUUUAAACUACCCAUGGUCGACUGUUCUACACUACCCUUAUCAAGUGAAGCGUAGUGGAUAUAUACCCACAGUACGCCACACUUACGCACGUGUAGUGACGUCAUUGACCUCGGGCAUCCGACGAUGAUGAGUUAAGUAACAUAUAUAUACAUGUACAGUUUACUUAGGUGUAGUCUGUUAUCCGUGUGUGUGUUAAAGUGUACCCUGAACGAAAAAUUAUAUUUAGAUAUGUUAUUGGUAUUGAUUAAUAAACAAGAAUGCAGAAAACCGCAUCGAA
Pecten maximus is the source of this 3000-nucleotide messenger RNA. RefSeq names its product neuronal acetylcholine receptor subunit alpha-6-like. Bases 416 to 1714 code for a protein of 432 amino acids. The transcript has a single exon. Gene Ontology annotation, molecular function: neurotransmitter receptor activity; extracellular ligand-gated monoatomic ion channel activity; transmembrane signaling receptor activity. Lineage: Eukaryota; Metazoa; Mollusca; Bivalvia; Pectinida; Pectinidae. The record is from RefSeq and is a predicted model, not a curated record. Gene Ontology annotation, biological process: nervous system process; monoatomic ion transmembrane transport; signal transduction. Gene Ontology annotation, cellular component: synapse; membrane; neuron projection.